Xyrichtys novacula (pearly razorfish) is the source of this 4273-nucleotide messenger RNA. The record is from the annotation of a GenBank genome assembly. Lineage: Eukaryota; Metazoa; Chordata; Actinopteri; Labriformes; Labridae.
AAAUGCAGCAGCGUUUGUACGCAUGCGUGGGGUCAGGGUUGACAGUCCCGACACAGUCGUGGAAGGAGUGCGGCGGCUAAGCUAACUGCAACCACCGCAUCUAGCUACAUGUGGAGGGUAAAACGGGAGGCAUCCCCGACCCUAACUCUGUCAAAAUAUCUCCAUUUCACCCAAAACAACUCUAAAGUUCAGCCUCAUCGAAAAUAAGGGAUAUUAUCUGUUUACAAUGAAAGGGUGAGUUUAAGCUUUUGAGUCUCGAAUAAGUAGCUUAGCACGAGUAAAGUUUUUUUCUACAAGGGGAGGAGACGGGGAGGCUAGCUAGCAGGCUAUGCUACUUAUACUAACGAUUGAGGAAAACAGAAAAGCGACGUCAAAUUCGCUGAAACACCCGUGCCGUACAUUUCGUCCUUCAUUUAAGCUGCUUGUCGCUUUAUUUAGGAAGCAAACGGGUGAAGCUAAUUUGCUAUGUGCUGAGUGAAGCUGAGUCAGUAAACCUACUUGAGCUAAGCUAAAAAGGUAGAGACACCGGAUCCUGGAUAAUUCACGUCAAAGUUAGCCAAACUGAACUUUGGUAGGUUAGCCCCAACAUUUUAUCAGGUUACCCGACAAGUUGGUGGCACAGCUCGUUGGUGUGUUAAUAUUACACUUCGAUCAGAGUUUGUAGCAGCGUGUGUACUGUAACCUGACAUGUCAAAGUAAAACUAGCUCUGGGCAGGGGUCCUGGUUCUCAGGUAACAACCAGAUGAUCAUGACUAAACUGCACUUAUGGAUCAGGUCAUGUCUUUCAGACUUUAUUGUUUGUAGCUGGUGCUGUAUGAGCAACACAAAUGAGCAACAGCUGUUAUUUUGGAUGCGUUGUCUCACUUAAAUAUCUAUGUGAUCAUUCUCGCUCUUUCUUGAUUUAUUUUUGUUUCCUAUAAUAGUUAUGAACAUCACAAUUACUGACUGCUAUUUUUAUUGACUCCUAACUAUUCAUAUCCAAAGAGCAGCCAUGUAUCAUCAUAAGUAAUAUUUUAAAAAACUGUUUUAUUUGAUUCACAAAACAUAGAGGUUUUUGUUGUUUUUGAAAAUAUUGAAAGAACUAAAAUUGAUCACAUUAUAUCCAAGAGAUAUGUAAAUCGCCUGAGGUCUGAGCUGUACCUUUCUCAGUUAUUUGACCGUUUUGCUCUUGUUCCAGUAGCCGGAUCGAACUGGGGGAUGUUACACCCCACAACAUUAAACAGCUUAAGCGCCUGAACCAGGUCAUCUUCCCCGUCAGCUACAAUGACAAGUUUUACAAAGACGUACUGGAAGUCGGAGAGCUUGCAAAGCUGGGUAAGACGCACCAUUCAUGUCACAAACAUUAGGACAGGGGUGUCAAACUCAACCACAGCAGUGGCCAUGAUCUGGAUUUAAGUCUAACCUGAGGGCCCAUCAGGGUCAACAUUUAACCCAUACUGUCAGCCUCCUUUUCAUAAUAUAUAUAACAAAAUCAGCAAUGAUUAUAAACCACUUGGGAAUUCAAAAGGUAAAAACGAUCAAUUUCAAGACAAUCUGAGGAAAAAAAAAAAAAAGCAAUAAAACAAACACAAAAAACCCCCAGAUUAGUUCAAAAGAUCAGAACACGAUAUUAAAAAUAAAAAAAUGCUUUUAAAAAACAAAUACAUGAGGAGAAAGUUGAAAUCAUAAGUUUGAAAGCUCAAAAUAUGAGAUCAUUUUGAAGUCGAGUUUUAAGUCAAAAUAUGACGUACAAUUUAAAAUUGGACUCUAAAGGAUUAAAAUGACCUAAAUCAAAAGACUGAGUGGAAAAAAAUCAAAAAACAAAGUAAAAAGUCAAAUCAUGUUUGACUUCUAAUCUUGAGAUGCAAAAUUGGAAAUAUGGAUAAAACAAAAAAAAAAAUUCCCAACAUUUUUUACUCUUUAUUAAGUCUUCGUUACUCUUUACUGUCCCAGAAUUUCAUGGUUUAUUAAGGAUAUUUUAAAUAAUUGUGCUAAAGUUUACAUUAUUAUCCUGGAGGAAAUCUGCAGACCUCAUACUGGUGGGCCAAUGAUAAUACAAAUAUGAUAUGGUCUCGUGGGCCAGAUAUAAUUGUUCCAAGGGCCAGAUUUGGCCCCAGGUCCUUGAGUUUGACAUUUGUGCAUUAGGAUAAGUAAUUUAAGAUCAUGUAAAAAGGUGAUGAUGAAAAUUUUACAAAUAAAUAGGCAUGGAUAUAAUCAGUUUUGUAAUAAUCAACUAGAUGAAUGGCACUUGGUUUACAUACCCGGGUGAGAAAUUAUACUCCUUAACACAGCAAAUGAAAUUGCAUUGUCAUGAAAACUGAAUAUUUCCCUGCUCACCGCAAAAAAGAAGAAUUGCUGAGAGUGAAGAUUUCCAUUUUUCUGGUGGUAAUGAAAACGUAUCUGUUCCUUGUCUUGCAGCCUACUUCAAUGAUAUCGCAGUGGGCGCUGUGUGCUGCAGAGUGGAUCACUCUCAGAACCAAAAGAGACUGUACAUUAUGACACUUGGUUGUCUAGCACCCUAUCGUAGACUUGGAAUUGGUAAGAACCCAGCGUCUUUCUCAGUGCACUCCUUGGUUUCGUGUUCGACUUUCCUCACUGCCUGUUUUUUUUUUCCUCCAGGUACAAAGAUGUUGAAUCACGUGCUUAACAUCUGUGAGAAGGAUGGCACUUUUGACAACAUUUACCUGUGAGUGUUUCCAUUUAGAAGUAACUGUUGCCAUAACUUCUUGCUAAAUUAUUUCAAACAUGUAUCACUUUACUUUUGUUUUUGGAGGCUUUUUUUCUGACUGUUCUGCCACUAAUGAAAGUCCUCUCUUCCUCUCUACAGUCAUGUCCAAAUCAGCAAUGAGUCAGCCAUUCACUUUUACCAAAAGUUUGGCUUUGAGAUCAUUGAAACAAAAAAGAAUUACUACAAGAGGAUAGAGCCUGCAGAUGCCCACGUGUUGCAAAAAAGUCUGCGCAGCCCGUGUGCACCCCCAACUGGAGAGCUUCAGAAAGCAGAGUAGGGGCACAGCGUUUGAGAAGAGCACAGAUGUGCCCGCCUCCACAGAAACAGAACUGUGACAAAUGCCCCAGGGUCGACACAUUCAACACUUUCUUCAAAGGACGCUAAAAAGACAUAAAUGAAUUUAAAGUACAAAAAAUGCUGCAUUUAUUUUGCAAAGGGGUCCCCUUUGAUUUUUGCAUAUUUUACAGCUCCCAUUCCCUUGUUUAGAAAAUUGAAAAUGAGGAAAAACUCAGUAUCAAAAAGUGCUCCUGUAAACAGAAUUGCCAACUACAGACAGUUUUAGACUCGGUGGAGGGGGGAGGGUGUGGUGUUUGCAAUCUUACUUUUUGUGUUCGAGUUAUUUUUAUGCGGUUAUUAAGCUAAAGAGGACAUAUCUAUACAGCUGAGCUGAGGGAGACAGUUCUGAAGCUGUCAAAGGGUUUUCAAAGACCGCCUCUGACACAAAGUUUGAGCUGGUCAGCCUGGAGUUGAUGCGUUGAAUUGUUUGUGGAAGAGUAGUUCUGCCGUGCUCUCGCCUCCUGAAUCCUGGGAUUGAUGGGAAAUGUGUCUGACCAGCCAGUUGAGUUUUCAUUAUCAGAGGGGAAAAGAAGAAAUGUACCAUCACAGUUCAGGUACAAGGAAAGCUGAACGGUUCGGAGGUGGUGGGAAGACUUGGUCACCACUCAGUUUCUGAGUAACUUUAUUUUACUGCCUGCUGGUUUAAUUCCCCUCUGGAUUUUGUUUUUCAGUUUCACAUUAAGAUGGCAAAUGGUUCUGAGGCUUUCAAGGGAUUACUAUAAAGAGUGAAAAACAUUGGAAAUGAGAAACUAAAUAUUUUAUUGAAUGUGUUUCUGCAAAGGGCGGUCACUGAUAUUGGGGAAUGUUUGACUGACAACAGAUUGGCUGUUUAGGAUUAGAUUUGGGCAUUGAAGGUGUGUGUAUGGACAUAUGUCUCUAAAUGCAUGUAAGCAUUUUGAGACAUCUUACCUUCAACACCCUUGGCACCUUAUGUAGCCACCAAGCAGAAAAUGGUUUUCUCAGACUUCCUGCCUCAGUCAACUUCUGUUGUUACCAACACCAUCAUCAAGGUUUUUGAAGCCCUGCAGAUUGUUUGAAACUUUUGGUCUGGUCUUUUGAAAAGUGUUUUACCCUAUGGAAGCUCUGACCCCUCUGCAUGCGGGAGAGUUGUGUCCUCUCCACUGUAGUAUAAGCAUGUUUUUCCUUUCUUUGAAGAAUUUUAUCUUUUCUGGAGCUCUAUAUUGUAAGACUUUUUAACGUCUAAAUAAAGGAAUUACUAUUUGCAGUAAA